CGUUUGCAAGUCCACAAACACAAGCACAAGCAUAGCGUCGCAAUGAAGUUCCUUCAAGUCCUCCCUGCCCUCAUACCGGCCGCCCUGGCCCAAACCAGCUGUGACCAGUGGGCAACCUUCACUGGCAACGGCUACACAGUCAGCAACAACCUUUGGGGAGCAUCAGCCGGCUCUGGAUUUGGCUGCGUGACGGCGGUAUCGCUCAGCGGCGGGGCCUCCUGGCACGCAGACUGGCAGUGGUCCGGCGGCCAGAACAACGUCAAGUCGUACCAGAACUCUCAGAUUGCCAUUCCCCAGAAGAGGACCGUCAACAGCAUCAGCAGCAUGCCCACCACUGCCAGCUGGAGCUACAGCGGGAGCAACAUCCGCGCUAAUGUUGCGUAUGACUUGUUCACCGCAGCCAACCCGAAUCAUGUCACGUACUCGGGAGACUACGAACUCAUGAUCUGGCUUGGCAAAUACGGCGAUAUUGGGCCGAUUGGGUCCUCACAGGGAACAGUCAACGUCGGUGGCCAGAGCUGGACGCUCUACUAUGGCUACAACGGAGCCAUGCAAGUCUAUUCCUUUGUGGCCCAGACCAACACUACCAACUACAGCGGAGAUGUCAAGAACUUCUUCAAUUAUCUCCGAGACAAUAAAGGAUACAACGCUGCAGGCCAAUAUGUUCUUAGCUACCAAUUUGGUACCGAGCCCUUCACGGGCAGUGGAACUCUGAACGUCGCAUCCUGGACCGCAUCUAUCAACUAAAACCUGGAAACGUGAGAUGUGGUGGGCAUACGUUAUUGAGCGAGGGAAAAAAAGCAUUGGAUCC
Molecule: messenger RNA, 811 nt
Organism: Trichoderma reesei QM6a
Lineage: Eukaryota; Fungi; Ascomycota; Sordariomycetes; Hypocreales; Hypocreaceae
Gene: cel12a
Product: glycoside hydrolase family 12
Exons: 3
Coding region: 43-747 (234 amino acids)
Biological process (GO): polysaccharide catabolic process
Molecular function (GO): cellulase activity
Source: RefSeq, a predicted model, not a curated record